AUCCAUUCUAGCUAUAGUAGCUCCCUGCAGACACACAUCUCCAAGUGUAGCUUAAAAAAACAUAAUAUAAACAUGGCUAUUGUCGCAGUAGCGGGUGGUACCGGUGGUGUCGGUCGGACCAUUGUCGAGGCACUAGUCCAGCAAGCAAAACAUCAAGUCAUCUUGCUGACUCGUGGGGUACCCAAAUCAGACCCUUUGCUUGACAAGACCCAACAGGUGCAAGUAGAUUACAAUGACACUACGGCGUUGGCACGCAUCUUGGACCAGCAUGAAGUGCACACCAUAAUUUCUGCAAUCGGGAUUAUCUCCGAUGAAACAUCUCAAUCCCAGCUCACGUUGAUUAACGCUGCGGCUCAAUCCUCAGCCACCAAGAGGUUUAUGCCUAGCGAAUAUUCAUUUAUCCAAACUGAAGACCUCCUUUCGAUCGACCCAAGUAUCAAGUACUGGUUGGCUGCCGCUGAAUUGCUUAAAAAAACCACUCUACAGUUUACUAGAGUUAUCCCCGGAUUCUUCAUGGAUUACUGGGGAAUGCCCGUUGUUCGUACUAAUCUCCAACCCUUCACAUUUGGCAUAGACAUCGCCAGCUGCCAGGCCGCCAUUCCGGGCGAUGGCAACGAUGUUAUAUGCAUGACAUAUACGUACGACAUGGCUGUGUAUAUUGUACGAUUGCUGGAUGAGGAGGAUUGGCCCGAGUUUAGUGUGAUUGUUGGCUCUGAAACCACAUAUAACCAGCUCCUCCAGCUAGCUGAAGAAAUACGAGGCAAGAAGUUCCAGGUUGUCUACGACAGCGCAGAUAAAAUUAAGGAAGGAAAUGUCACUAUUCCUCCAAUGCCUGCCAACACUGGGUAUUCUGCUGAAGAGCUCAAAGAGACUACGGCACUCGUGAGUCGGUUGACUAUUGCCGGGGUAUUUGAUCUGCCCCGCGAGAAUCGGUUGAACGCGAGGUUUCCAGAUAUCGAAUCAACUAAGCUCAAAGACUUCCUACAAAACACUUGGGAAGCCCAUCAAUAAUUAUAUCCAUUUAAACAAUGACCAUUCCGUUUUCUUUUCUCUUCUUUUCUUUUCUUUUUUUUUUUUUGGUGGGGAGGGGCAAUUUCACAACGGAGAUACCUAACCAAAGGAUUCAAAGCCAACUGCACUCGCCUUAAUAUUCAUUAUUAUAAGUUUCGAUGCUGUUAUGUUAUUAUAUGAAGAUGUUUAUUCCUACGCUACAUUGAGGGGAAACUAUCAGUGUACAUGACCUAUAU
This is a messenger RNA of Aspergillus caelatus, 1247 nucleotides long. RefSeq lists its product as uncharacterized. NCBI's taxonomy places the organism in Eukaryota, Fungi, Ascomycota, Eurotiomycetes, Eurotiales, Aspergillaceae. The transcript is spliced from 4 exons. The coding region runs from base 73 to 1011 and encodes 312 amino acids. The record is from RefSeq and is a predicted model, not a curated record.